This is a messenger RNA of Vidua macroura (Pin-tailed whydah), 489 nucleotides long. It is a transcript of the gene RPLP2, whose product is annotated as ribosomal protein lateral stalk subunit P2. Lineage: Eukaryota; Metazoa; Chordata; Aves; Passeriformes; Viduidae. Bases 101 to 448 code for a protein of 115 amino acids. The record is from RefSeq and is a predicted model, not a curated record. Gene Ontology annotation, biological process: cytoplasmic translational elongation. Gene Ontology annotation, cellular component: ribosome; cytosolic large ribosomal subunit. Gene Ontology annotation, molecular function: structural constituent of ribosome. The transcript has 5 exons.
GGCCUGCGCCUGGCCGGGACUAGCGGAGGGACGGGACGGGCUGAGGCGGACACCAGGGGGACAACGCCGCCUUGCCGCUUCGUUCUCUCUUCGGGAGAGGAUGCGUUACGUCGCAGCUUAUCUGCUCGCCGUGCUCGGGGGCAACGAGUCCCCCACGUCCAAGGACUUGAAAAAGAUCCUCGACAGCGUCGGCAUCGAGACGGACGAUGAACGGAUGAACAAGGUUAUUAGUGAGCUGAAUGGAAAAAAUAUUGAAGAUGUAAUUGCCCAGGGUAAUGGAAAACUUGCCAGCAUGCCGGCUGGGGGAGCCGUGGCAGUCUCUGCUGGAGGGGGCUCUGCUGCUCCUGCCGCAGCUGCUGCCCCUGCUGCCGCUGAGGAGAAGAAAGAAGAGAAGAAGGAGGAAUCAGAAGAAUCUGAUGAUGACAUGGGAUUCGGCCUCUUUGAUUAAUUAUUUGUUAUAGAGAAGUUAUUAAAAUUCUUUGUUUUAAA